This is a messenger RNA of Herpailurus yagouaroundi (jaguarundi), 3783 nucleotides long. RefSeq names its product urotensin 2 receptor (gene UTS2R). Gene Ontology annotation, molecular function: urotensin II receptor activity. Bases 283 to 1407 code for a protein of 374 amino acids. Gene Ontology annotation, cellular component: plasma membrane. Lineage: Eukaryota; Metazoa; Chordata; Mammalia; Carnivora; Felidae. The transcript is spliced from 2 exons. Gene Ontology annotation, biological process: blood vessel diameter maintenance; neuropeptide signaling pathway; regulation of blood pressure. The record is from RefSeq and is a predicted model, not a curated record.
UCCAGCGCCCCCCUCGGCCCCGGGUUAUUAAUACCCGCGCGGCGCAUUCUCAGCUGGCGGCGGGGCAGGUGGCGGCGACGACCCGGGUCCGGGUCCGGACGCGAGUGCGGCUUUCCCGGUGGGACCUGGGGGCGGGCGCCCCUCCGCCGACCCGGGAACUUGGGGACGUGCUCGGUGACCCAGGACUCGGGACGGACCCCACGCUUGAGCACGCUUGUUGCCCACAGAUGCCCCCUCCCCGUCCAAAGGAGCAGCACGCCCCCGCACGGAGCCCCGCGUGAGAUGGCGCUGAGCCCCGCGCCCGUGAGCGGUUUCCCCGAGCCGUCUGCUGCCCCCAACGCAUCCCUCAACCGCUCGUGGGCCAGCCCCACAGAGCCCAGCUCCCUGGAGGACCUGGUGGCCACGGGUGCCAUCGGGGCAGUGCUGUCGGCCAUGGGCGUGGUGGGCGUGGCCGGCAACGUGUACACGCUGGUGGUCAUGUGCCGCGUCCUGCACACCUCAGCCUCCAUGUCUGUCUAUGUCGUCAACCUGGCGCUGGCCGACCUCCUCUACCUGCUCAGCAUCCCCUUCAUCGUGGCCACCUACGUCACCAAGGAGUGGCACUUUGGCGACGUGGGCUGCCGAGUUCUCUUCAGCCUGGACUUCCUGACCAUGCACGCCAGCAUCUUCACCCUGACCGUCAUGAGCAGCGAACGCUACGCUGCGGUGCUGAGGCCGCUGGACACGGUGCAGCGCUCCAAGGGUUACCGCAAGGUCCUCGCCCUGGGCACCUGGCUGCUGGCGCUGCUGCUGGCACUGCCCAUGAUGCUGGCCAUCCGGCUGGUCCACAGGGGCCACAAGAGCCUCUGCCUCCCGGUGUGGGGCCCGCGCGCCCACCGCGCCUACCUGACCCUGCUCUUCGGGACGAGCAUCGUGGGGCCCGGCACGGUCAUCGGGCUGCUGUACGUGCGCCUGGCCCGGGCCUACUGGCUGUCCCAGCGGGCCUCCUUCACGCAGACGCGGCGGCUGCCCAACCCCAAGGUGCUCUACCUCAUCCUGGGCAUCGUGCUGCUCUUCUGGGCCUGCUUCCUGCCCUUCUGGCUGUGGCAGCUCCUCGCCCAGUACCGCGGGGCCCAGACGCUGACGCCGCGCACUGCGCGCAUCGUCAACUACCUGACCACCUGCCUCACCUAUGGCAACAGCUGCGUCAACCCCUUCCUCUACACGCUGCUCACCAAGAACUACCGCGAGUACCGCCGGCGCUCGCUCCGCGCCAGGAGUGCCCGCGGGCCCGCCGGCGCCGGCCACUCCCUGCCGUGCCGGGUCCGCUUCCAGCGCGGCUCCGGCCACUCGCUGUCCUCCAGCAGCCAGCAGGCCACCGAGACCAUCACCCUGUCUCCGGCGGCCUCUAGAGCGGUCUGCGCCUGAGCGUCCCGGGGCCCCACGUGAGCGCCGGGGUCGAGAGGUGGGGGAGGCUUGAGUCCUGCGGGGAAGGGCCCCAGAAUGCAGUCUGCCCCCUGGAGCCCCUCCUAGGCCCCCACUGUCCCCCAUCACUUAGUCUUCAUCCAGAAAGUUCCCUGCUCUCCCUUCUGCAUGGCUCAGUUCAGCAUCGGCAGCCCAGCCAUCUUCCUGGUACCCAGACCAUCUAGGAGGGUCUGUGGGAGGGUCAGAGGGGUCCGUCAGGCCCGGAACCAGCUUCUGAAGACCGUGGCCCACAGAGUUUUCACCACCCACAGCAGUAGACACAGUGAGUGCCCGGCCAGGACCUGCUGGGACCCGUGGCAGGCACAUUCCUCUCCUGGCUGCGGUGCGGUCCCUGUGGCGCCGCUGUUCUGUGACCCAUCCCUGUCCCCGACCCUCCCAGCUCCCGCGUGGCUCCAUUCCGCACAGUGUCAGCACUGGGACGAUAAACCCUGAGCUCUGCACCCCUGUCCCGGCCUGGCAGCGGGGAUGGGCUGUGGAGGGGUAGGAAGCCUCUUCAGGAUGCCUCCCACAGCACGGGGCGGGGCCCGUCAGUCUGCUGGGGGGGGGGGGGACGCACAUCUUCCUUUGCAGGGGCCUGGUCCAGCUGCCCUGACGUGGUGGGCACGUGCCACCCAGCCUGCCGCAGGGUAGGAAAAGACAGCCCCACGUUGCUCGGGGAGGAGGGGGCAGCUGGGGGAUGGCAUUCCAGGGCAGGGGCAGGAACUGGGGGGUUCAGAUCACACCCUUUUGCAGCAUGGGAGUUUAUCUCAUGCCUCCUGCGUGCCGUGUCUGAGCUAGGCCUUCUGGGGACACUGAGGCCACCAGGCUCUGUCCACAGAGAGCCCACAGGGAAGGGUUCUAGACCUGUCCCCACCCCUCGCAGCCUCUACACGCUACCCUGGGGACCGGCUCCUACCCCACGGGCAGGUCUCAGCCUCGGCUUCAUGUCAGACUCAGUACCAUCCAGGCCCUUCCUGAUCCCUUUCAAGGCCCCACUAGGAUCCUAAUGUGGGGGUGGACAGCUCCUGCCCCUGCAGGCAGCUCCUGAAGGUGGGGUCUGCGGCCAUUGGCCCCACUUGGGACCCCAAAUGCUUUUGGAAGAGAAUGGCCCUAGGUUUGCACCUUGACCAAGACCCCAGGUCUCCGCUUCCCAAAUCCUGAUUUUAGGAUGUGCCAGGAAGCCCCCAGCCUUGGAGACCAGAGAUGCUCCCAAAGUGUCCCUGCAGCCCCCAUUCAUCUGCACAUGAGAAUGCUUUUUGCAUCGUUUCUUGGAGCAGUACUGAGAAAGUUACAUUUUCGACCCCAAACUUAAGACCUGGGUUGACACAUCUUGUGUCAGAAGGGACCUGAGUGUCCUGCGUAAUGCUCCCAGGAGUGCUGGACACGGCUUCCAGGGACACAGAGGGAAGGGCAGGGGCAAAAGGCAGGCAGGGGGCACCAUGUCCCCAUGAUGGGCUUGGGGGACACAGAUGAGACCGGGGUCAGCAGUGUCCUGACCCCAGAGGCCUUGAGUGGCAGGGGUGGGGACAGGGGUUUUCCAAGAUAGUAGUGAGGGCAUGGAGGAAUCUGGUGGGGUGAGGCCACCAGCAGGCUGGGGGGUCAGGCUAGGAAGCCCCUGAUUCCGGAGUCGGGAGAAGCAAGGCAAUGGCAGUAGCCCCAGGGCAAUGGGGUGGGGGGACAGCCAGCAGGACAGUACUGACUGCAGGGGCCAAGGCACACCCUUGAGAGAGAGGGAGUGGGGGCCGCAGGUCUUGGGGCUAGAGAUUGACACACACGUAAACCCACACAGGCACCUGCGCAUGCAAGCACACACACACACAGGCACAGAGGCAGGGCAGAAGUUUCUAGGGGCCUCAUCCAGGGAGGAGGGAGAAGAGCCCCAGGAAAAGUGAGUCCCCUGUCAGGGCCGAGUCGGUACAGGGCAGACCCGUGGGCCAGGUUCCUGCAGGCUGAGCUGGGGCCCAGGGGCCCUUUGGGAACACAAGGUAGAGGUCCCUGGCCCUGUGCACAAGCUGGACUUGGGAAUCCUGCCUGUGUGCUUGUCUCUCCUGGUCACUCAGGGACAAGCCUGCCCUGCCAGCCUCGUGGUACAGACCCUGAGCACAGACUGGCGCGGGUCUGCUGCCCCGGGACAGUCCAUUCCAUCCAGGCCUCCAAACCCCACGAUGCUGGGACCUCAGGUGGCUCCAGCCUCCACUGGGGCAAGACAGGCUCAGCAGGGCGGGCUCCCCUGAGGCAGUGGGAUCCAGGGGGGAGGGACUGCCUGGCAAAGGGCUGAAGCUUCAGGCGCAGGACAGGACGGCCAGAGGCUGCCGGCUUCACAGGCCUCGCACCCACCGG